Messenger RNA from Aspergillus melleus, 1081 nucleotides. RefSeq names its product PaaI family thioesterase. Gene Ontology annotation, molecular function: fatty acyl-CoA hydrolase activity. The transcript has 2 exons. Bases 1 to 513 code for a protein of 170 amino acids. The record is from RefSeq and is a predicted model, not a curated record. NCBI's taxonomy places the organism in Eukaryota, Fungi, Ascomycota, Eurotiomycetes, Eurotiales, Aspergillaceae.
AUGACCGGGGUACUUUCCGCACCUCCUGACUUUGAGAGAAAAGUAUCCGGCUUCUUUGAGCGACACUGUCAGGAUUCUAAGGGCCGAGGCUGGGACUUCAACCCCGAAAACUACAAUGCGCGAAUCGAAGCAGUCUCCCCAGGAUCAGGGGCCAGUUCUCCCCCCUCGGUGACCUUUGGCUUCGUCGUGACGGAGGAUAUGUGUAACUACACCCACCACCUUCAUGGUGGAUGCGUGGCCACCAUUAUCGAUACACUCAGCACCCUCUUUCUGCUCGCAUUGUCUAAACCAGGCCUCUACUCGCAAGGAGGUGUCAGCCGCCACCUGCACACCACUUACCUGCGGCCUGUCCCGGUGGGGAACGAGGUGCGCCUGGUAUGUAGCCUAAAGCAUGUGGGUAAGAAACUUGUUUUAUUGAAGGCGAACCUGUACAGAGUGGAUGACGAGGGGCUCUGUGUGAUUGGUAUCAAUGAGAAAGCGAACACGGAUCCUUCUAAGAAAGCAAGAAUCUAAGGCCUUCCGAGAACAUGUCAUAAUGAACCUUAUUCACAGAGUCUAUAUAACUCAAUGUCCACGUUCUCCCUGUAACCGCCAUUAUGCCAAGUGUAUAUGCACGUAAGCGAUUUGGGAAAUAGAAAGAGUCUCUUACGGCUGUUGGAAACUGGAAACUGCAUAUGUUACGUCAGAUAUUGUUAGUUCAAGCCACCAACCAACCUUAUUCCAGUAUGAAUGCAACACUCACACAAGAGUCCAGGAGGCCUGUCAUACUAAAAACGCCGUAGCGGGAACUGCGCUGGGGCCUGUGAAUGUUGAAGAUAUAGGGGCAGCGAUGUGAAUAACAGCUGUCACUCCCGAAUGCUCGAAUUGUCAGCUCUUAUCUUUCGCCCAUUCGUCCCGUAAUUGUUAACAAUAACAGCUCGUUUACAUUGAGCCAUAUGAUUGAAAGCACCCAGAAUAGUUAUAUCAGGCACAUGUUUAACCUUCGACAAGCCAUCACCACUUCACUCACUCCAAGUUUGUAGUCGCGUUCUCAGUUGACCCAAACGUGGCGAGUACUGUUCUGCGGGUUGCGAACCGGCCU